AUGGGUGUUGGUCAACACUCAAAUCAAGUGUAUGUCAUUGAUUUUGGUUUAUCAAAGAAAUACCAAGACCCUACUACUAAAGAUGACCUUGAAUCACUUGGUUACGUUUGGCUUUACUUUUUACGCGGUGCACUUCCAUGGCAAGGAUUACCCGCACGAACUACGAAACAGAAAUACGAAAAGAUCUUGAAAGUUAAGAUUGAAACAAGUCCAGAAGAUUUGUGUCAAGGAUUUCCCGAAGAAUUUGUUACAUAA
This is a messenger RNA of Trichomonas vaginalis G3, 255 nucleotides long. Its product is annotated as protein kinase protein. The transcript has a single exon. Gene Ontology annotation, cellular component: cytoplasm; nucleus. NCBI's taxonomy places the organism in Eukaryota, Parabasalia, Trichomonadida, Trichomonadidae. The record is from RefSeq and is a predicted model, not a curated record. The coding region runs from base 1 to 255 and encodes 84 amino acids. Gene Ontology annotation, molecular function: protein serine/threonine kinase activity. Gene Ontology annotation, biological process: peptidyl-serine phosphorylation; endocytosis; signal transduction.